ACAGGGCGAGUUAUCUGAGCUCACUGCAUCUCUUGGAAUUUGGUUUAAUUGUUGUAUAAAUUCUUCUUCUCAUUGUACGCAUUGAUCAAUUCUAAGAGCUUUUUUUGUUCUCGUUACUCUCACUCUUUCAGUAUUUGUCUCUGACCAGAUAGAUCCUGUCUGACGGUUAGCGAUCCAGUCAUUUAUUUUCACGUUGUUAACAUAUAACCUGAAUAUUCUCAAGGAUCACUCAAUACUUUUGUGGAGGAAUCUGAAAUCGUUUUUACCUUAAAGGAUUUCGAAGACAUCCUGCUACAUCUUGACAAGCAGUUUUAAAAUGCAUGGUGAGCAACCCUCUGCCAAAACUGAGAUGAGCCGUUUAAGCGCUGCUCAAGAAGACGAAUGCAGCAGCUCCAACAGCAACGAGUACAACUAUGAUCAAUGGUCAAAGAAGAUGCCACUGGACAACACUGAUCUAGAUGCAGAGAGUCAAAACUUCCUCCCUGAGCACACGAGCAAGAAGAAGUAUGACCCUGACUAUCAUCAGGGCAAUGCCUCCUUUGGCAUGUCCGUCUUCAACCUGGGCAACGCCAUCAUGGGCAGCGGCAUCCUGGGUCUGUCCUUUGCCAUGGCCAACACUGGAAUUGCCCUAUUUGUGAUUCUCCUUGUGGCUGUCGCCUUGUUCUCCUUGUAUUCUGUCCACUUGCUGCUGAAGACAGCUAAUGAAGGAGGUGCACUAGUUUAUGAACAACUGGGCUACAAAGCCUUCGGGUUACCGGGGAAACUUGCAGCCACCUGCUCCAUCACCAUGCAAAACAUUGGAGCAAUGUCAAGCUACCUCUACAUCGUCAAAUACGAGCUGCCCAUUGUCAUUCAAGCUUUUACAGGAAGCAACAAUGGAGAAUGGUACAUUAAUGGAGACUACCUGGUACUGAUUGUGACGUUUUCGAUUAUCCUGCCCCUCUCGUUGCUCAGAAACCUGGGUUACCUUGGUUACACCAGUGGUCUGUCCCUCCUCUGCAUGGUGUUUUUUCUGAUUGUGGUGAUCAUUAAGAAGUUCCAGAUUCCCUGCCCUCUGCAUAUUGAUGAUGACACUCUGAAUGAAACCAUGAGUAAGAUCAAUUUAACCUGGCCCCACAUCAACUCCACUACUGCCAACUCCACUGCUGUAGACUACAGCGACACUUGCAAGCCAAAAUACUUUGUCUUGAACUCACAGACUGUCUACGCUGUUCCCAUUUUGACCUUUGCCUUCGUCUGCCACCCCGCCAUCCUGCCAAUGUACGAGGAGCUCAAAGACCGUUCCCGUAAAAAGAUGCAGAACGUUGCCAACGUGUCCUUCCUGGCCAUGUUCAUCAUGUACCUGCUGGCCGCCCUCUUCGGAUACCUGACUUUCAAUGAUCAAGUAGGACCUGAGCUGCUGCACACCUAUGCCAGGGUUUAUAAGUUUGAUGUUCUCCUGCUGAUCGUCCGUCUGGCUGUGCUGACCGCCGUCACCCUCACCGUCCCUGUGGUGCUCUUCCCUAUUCGUACUUCCUUUAACCACGUCCUGUGUGCAACCAAGGAGUUCAGCUGGGUCCGCCACAUCAUCAUCACCGUGAUCCUGCUGGGUGGCACCAACCUCCUGGUCAUCUUUGUACCCACCAUAAGAGACAUCUUUGGCUUCAUCGGCGCCUCUGCUGCUGCCAUGCUCAUCUUCAUCCUGCCUUCGGCUUUCUACAUCAAACUGGUCAAGAAGGAGUCCAUGAAGUCUGUGCAAAAGAUUGGGGCCACACUCUUCCUGAUAUGUGGAAUCGUGGUCAUGUGUGGCAGCAUGACGCUCAUCAUCCUGGACUGGAUCCACAACGCUUCAAAGAGUCCUGAAGAACAGGCCAAUGGACACUAAAGUUCCAGGUGAAGGAAUGGAGGCUCUGUGCGUUGGGCUGCUUCAACGGUGCAACAAAGAUCAAAACCCAUUUCAAACAAAGAAAAACACAAGAACUCACUCGCUGCUCGGCUUUGACUUGCUGAGCGACAGACCACGCCAUUCCAAGAGAAUGUAUUCGAACUCUGUACAGUAUGCCGUUAUAGACCACAAAGAUGGUGUUUUCCUUGUUUUUUUUCUCUUUUUACUGUAAUGUUUUUCAUUGUGUUUUUUGCUCGUUUUUACUCUCAAUGUUUUAUCCGUUUGUUUAGUUUUUUUUUUUUUUGUAGUGAAAGAACAGCUGAAAACAAAUAUUUGAAGGUGCCUCGUACCAGAGAUAAUAUAGAGUUCGAAACGCAGCUUACGCUCAGGUACAGUGUUGCGAGUGUGACUGCACGCAGCUGCUGACAAAACUACGUGAAUCUCAAGAAGACUGACAAGAGGCAAGACUUGAAAGUUUAUCCUCCUCAAGGAUAAAGUUCCUUCCAACAGUUUUUUUUAAAAUACCUUUUCCUUUUUUUUUACGUUGCCAAAAAUGUAUUUGCAUCUUUGUAUAUUGAAAAGCACUUACAGUUCAGCACACGUGUCAGUUUUCACAGGCGAGGCCCUACAACGCCACCGACUAAGUAUUUGUACCAAGGCUCUACGACCUUGCUUAUAGUGUCAACGUUUUCUUGUGAAACCGUGUAUGAAGUCAACAGAACCUGCCUUUUCAAACCCCACACUGGGAGCUGGAGAGUUUCUCACGAGGACUCUUUAAGAAACUGUAUCUACUCUUUAUAACCUGCUGAAGAUCUUGUUGGAACAGCGAGUGCAGCAACGACACUACUGCUGAAAAAGGCCAGCGAGCCUCCUGGUUCCACCUGCCCGCUCGGGGCUGGUGGUGGGGACUUAAAAAAUUUUCUUUAUGGGAGAAUACUUUGAAUUUGACCACAUGCAGUGGUUGUAAUGUACCUGUUAAACUUGCAAAAAAAAAAAAAAAACAACAACAGAAAGAAGAUCAAAAUCUAGAAGAAGUAAGGUGCACUCUUAAACACAGACAACCAAACAACGAGAGAGUGAGAGAACUGAGGAGGAGGGCGACACGGUAUUUUGAGUGUGUUUACGUAUGGUCGCACAGUCUUGUGCUUUCAAAAUGUUUCACACCGAAGAACACAACACCACGGCUUGGACUUGGUUUCCUGCCGAGUCCAGAGCCUGUCAUCGGACGGUGCACUGUGCUUCCAACACUAACACACCACCAAACUGUUAUUGUCCAUCUAUUUAUGGAAGACCGUGAAUCAAUGUAAUUUAAUCUAUUUUACUAUAUUUAUAUAAUAUUGUAUGUAUAUAUAUAUAUGUAUAUAUAUCUCUGUUGAGUUCAACUGUAUAUAUGCUUUGUUUUGUUUGAAUUUUUUUUCCUUUUUUUUUUUUUUUUUUUUUUUUUUUUUUACAAUAACACAUUCUGACUGUAAAACAAAAACAUCCCAAGGUGUUGAAUUUGUGAUGUUGAAUUUGCUCCGAAUUCUCCGGAGCCUCAGUUGUUCAUCUCCAUUAAGACUGAACCACAACAGUCCUACAUUGUUGAUACUGUACACAAAACCCUUACGCAUACAAGCCACUGAUACGGCAGCAGCAGUCUUGUUUUCUUUUCUUUUUUUUUGUUGUUUCCUUUUUGGCCCCUGAACUAAAACCCAGAGCAACAAAAUGUUCUUUCCACUCAUCUCAGUCGGAGAGUACUGUACGUCAACCAUCUCUUGACCUCAGGAGCAAAGAGGGCUUUGCCUGCCAGUGUUACACUCUUGUUUCAAUGAAACACAAUGUAUAUCCUGUAGUUUAAUGUUCAAUUAAAAUCAACGAUAAACUGUU
Mugil cephalus (flathead mullet) is the source of this 3730-nucleotide messenger RNA. RefSeq names its product sodium-coupled neutral amino acid transporter 2-like. Gene Ontology annotation, molecular function: L-glutamine transmembrane transporter activity. NCBI's taxonomy places the organism in Eukaryota, Metazoa, Chordata, Actinopteri, Mugiliformes, Mugilidae. The record is from RefSeq and is a predicted model, not a curated record. The transcript is spliced from 16 exons. The coding region runs from base 317 to 1864 and encodes 515 amino acids. Gene Ontology annotation, biological process: amino acid transmembrane transport; L-glutamine transport.